This is a messenger RNA of Megachile rotundata (alfalfa leafcutting bee), 10280 nucleotides long. RefSeq lists its product as uncharacterized. NCBI's taxonomy places the organism in Eukaryota, Metazoa, Arthropoda, Insecta, Hymenoptera, Megachilidae. The record is from RefSeq and is a predicted model, not a curated record.
GACCAGUGCACGCGACAAGAAGGAAGAAGCCGCGUGGCCCCAGGUGUUUUGAAAUGAAACAUUGGAUCGGACUCUAAGAAGCUGCAAGAAUGGCGCGGAGAUUUUCGUGGUGCACGGCGGUGGCAUUGGUGGUGCUGCUUUUCGUCACGACCGAAGGUCUUCGUGAACGUGGCACUCAGGUCGACGAUCAGAAAACCGCAGGUCGAGGUACUCUGAGGUUCAACUCAAGAUCGCUAGAGGAAUCCACAACCGCUUCGCUCUCAAGAUCCAGAUCUCAAGACAGAUCGCAGUCAAGAAAAUCGAACUUCGAACGAAACGACAGAACAACCUCAUCGAACUUCGAACGAAACGACAGAACAACCUCUCCGACCGACUCGGAGUCCACAACCAAACGUCCAAGCCCCACAGCGAGCGAUGUGACCGAAAUCCCCGCAAGAAGGACCACGGACCCGAACAGAAGAAACGGUAAAAGGUUCUCUCCAGAGAGGACGAGGUCGAAGGAUGAAAACGCGAUAGAUUCCAAGGUCAUAUCUCGAAGGGUGUCGAACGGGAGAUCCGACGGAGUCACGGAGAGGCUGGACAACACAGGGCCGUCGGUCUUCGCGUUGACGACGGAGUCCUCGAGGUCGAGGACCGGCAGGAAGAUCCAGACGACGUUCUCCACGAAGGACCUGAAGACGCAGAUACCCGCGUCGAGGAGGUAUAAUAAAAAAUCGGAGAACGUAGAGGCGACUACAGUUUCCUUCAAAAGAGGCAGACCCACAACGGAGCGCAGUAGGUCCGGCAGGUCGAAGGUGAACAGGGAGAACUCUGUUGCUCGCAAAGGUCAAGAAGCCCUUUUGUACGAGUCUGAAAGCGUCAGAGUCGACAUUCCUCUCGCAGUCGACGGAACAGAGAGUCCUUCCAGUGAUCCAACGACCGUCGGCUUCGGUAUCGUUUCCCAAAGAAGGUCGGACACCAAGGAGACUCUCAGGGGCAGGUCAGGAGCCGAGAGGAAGAGCAGAGGACGAUCGAGCGACUCCGAAGCUGCCGGCUCCUCCAGAAACGGCUCCCGAAGAGGAUCGUCCAGGUUCAACGACUUCUCCACCACGGAAGCUAACGAGGUUGGUUCGAGGAAAAGCUCUUCCAGGGAUCGUUUGAAGGAAACUAGGAAGAGCGCUAGUGAAUCGAGAUCGAGAUCUAGAGGUAGAGAACAGACGAAGAGUGCAGAUGUGGAUGUCAAACGAAAAUCGGGAGACAGGAAUUCUUUGGAUAGGAGGUCCAGACUUUCCGAGGGAACUACGAGGUCGGUGGAAAGUCGCGGACAGGAUCAGGAUGCCAGGAGAUCCAGGAGCAGAGCGAGGACGGAAACGACGCCUCUGGCUACGGAUGUCACCACAACCGUCGCGCCAGAGACAACAGUCUUCACCGACUCGACGAGCACCGAGCCCGAAGUCUCCAGCACCACCCUUAAACCAACGACAACUUCAACCACAACCCGAAGCACGUCGCGAUCAUCUUCUACAACCGAAAGAAACCGAGGAAGAGGCAGAGGCAAUCAAGGAAGAAAACUAAAGGAAGAUUUCUUCAACCACGGACUCGGAUUUCGAGGACGAAAGCCAUCUCUGGAUGCAUCAAGCACCGGGGAGUCCAGAAGACCCACCCCCAAAAACGAUUCCUACAUAAACCCCGGUUGGACCCUCAGAAGACGACCACCUAACUUGAACUACUCCGACAACCUUCCACAAACGAUCCCUUCGUCGAGAGACCAAACGAACGAAGUGAUUCCUCAGAACGAGGUAUCGACGAGCACCGAAAUCGUAACUACGGUGGAAACCUCUACAUCCACCGCGAGAAGAGGUUCUAAAAAGCUGCAGUCCACGGAGGAGAGCACUACGGAGAUGGAUGUUACUACGAAGAGUUUCAGAAGGGGUAAUAAAACGUUCGAGAAGAAUAGGAACGUUGCACCUGGGAAGCAGGAGCAUGAAGAGAGCGACAACUAUCCGCCGGAGUUUAAGGCCAGGUUGUCUCUGUUGAAGAGUACGAACACGAAAAUACCAGCCCCGAAAACUACCUCUAGAACGCCAUUGGAGGUGAAGAGAUCGUCGGCCGCUCUGUUCGCCGAACGAUCGAGGAUGAAGCUGGAGCUGGCUAGGAGGUUAGUGAAGCCAGAGUUGAACAUCGAGGAGAAUGAUCUCGACGCAACCACGGCCUCCUCUUUCAGCAAACCGAGGCCGACCGUGGCGUCGACGGUCGAUGAGACGGCCAAGGUCGCCAAGUUCGUUAAACCGUCUGCGGGUCGCAGAACGUCCACGGAAAAGAGGUCUCGAGAAGACGAGAAGUCGAAAGUUUCCGCGAGGACAGGCGACGACUCCUCUAGGUUCGCUAGACCGAAUUCGAAGAAAGGACGAAUCAUCUCCGAGAGAAUGGUCACCUCGAUCUCGGUGGAGGAAAGGGCUGCCGAACAAACCACCAAGCCAUACUCGUCGAGUCAGUCGGUGGUCACCUUGUCCUCCGCUGAAGAGGGAUCGGCGACCACCAUAGACACCACGCGGAUUCGCCUGUCCAGCGCUCGGAACGGAAAGAAAUCCAAGGAGGAGACCUCGAAGAGACGCGAACACGACGACACCAUUACCACUUUCAAACCGAAGAAGCCCUACGCGUAUCAAUCGCGCGUCACCAAAUCGCAGGAACAAUCUACGACCCCCGAAGAGAAUCUAGUAACGUCCAAAAAGACCUACGCCUCGUCCAAACAGAACGGAGGGCAACGGAAGUUCCAAAGCUCCCGCGAAGAGGAUGCGAGAAGAACCAAGUCCACGACAGUUACCAAACCCACCUUCAGACCCCGAUACAGCAAACGAACGAAACCGAAAUCGAUCGACGACAAGUUGACAGACUACGAAGCGACGAUCACCACGAAGGUACCUGUUGCUACCAGCAGGUACUCCAGGAAGAAGUCCGUGGUAAAGGCUACAGAGGGUAAAUCGAAGACCACCACGGAAGGAGUAGCAACGCAGACGAAGAAGCUGGAGUUUCGUCCUAGAACCGCGACCUACAGAAGACACUCCGAGGUGCCGACGACCUUGGUGGAAUCGAGUACCAAGGUUGAGGGUGCAGGAGUCGCCAUCACUCCCAGAUCGACCAAGUAUUCCGCGACUCUGAAGACCUCGACAGAAAGCGCUCGAUCGGUAGCGCAGGAACCGCAGGUUAACCUGAGGAUCAGCAACGACACCGCGCAGGAAGCGGCUGGCAUUACCGGCAGCAGUAACGGAGACACCGGCAGCAAUAUCUUCAAUCCGACCAGAAGCACCAUUCUCGCUGGAAAUGGAACCCUGUUGGAACAACUGCGAAGCACCGUCGCGCCGCUGCUCAACUCGCUCGGUAACAAGACUCCGGUGUUCUCUGGAUCCUACAGCAACGUUAAUGUGAAUUCAGCUCCCAGAAUCACACCAAACGGAUCACCGCCCCGAUUUAGCGCGAGAUACAAAGGUGCAGAAUUAUUUGUCAGAAAACAAAAUAACAUUUAUCAACCCACUGUGCCAUCGAUCACUAGCUCGUCUACAACACCAGCUACAACCGUAGAGAACUCUGGUUCGGCACCACCGAUCGAUGUCUCGAGUCCUGGCGAGCCAAGGUUCUUGACCCUUUAUCACGCGUUGGAGUCGGCAGACAUCAGGAACGAAUUAGAAGCGAACACGAGCGUACAGGCCGACAGGGUUCUCCAGGUAGACUCUAACGCCACUGUCGCUAACGACAACAGCAGUAAUUCUAACAAUGACACCACAAGCCCCUCCGUAGCGACCACCGGCCCACAGACCCCAGACACCACCGCGAACACUACUCUGACCUCGAGAUUAUCCGAGGAUACGGAGAACACCACCCCCGCGGUUACCACGGGAGUCCCUGAAACCCCUGCGACCACCGAACAACCCUCUAACGCCGAACAACAAGCCUCCAGCACGGAAUCACCCUCUACCGAGCAACCUUCCACCAACGCAGUUUCCAUGUCGCCACCUGAACAAAGUAGCACGGAUGCGCCGACUACGACCGUCGGAAACUCAGAAAGUAGUCAGAUACUCUCGACGACUACCACGGAAGUUCCUACCACGACAGGGUCCAGUACCGAAGCAAAUGUGCCUAGUACGACCGAGGCCGCGUCGACCACUCAAGGUGCGCAAGGUCUGACGGAGAGUACCACGAUGGCUGCCGUCAGCGACGCCGCGAGUAUGUCCGAAAGUCCGGAGAGCAAUACUAUACCGUUCUCCGAGACGCCAGCCACUCAGUCGACCGAUUCGAGUUCGACCGAUGCCCCCACGACCGAGGCCAUAUCGAGCAAUAUGGUGGAUGCGGAGACAACUACCGUGAUACCUACCACCACGUCGCGACCUAGACUGAUCGAUUUAGCGCAGGAUAUUCUGUCCCGUUUGCAAGCGUCUCUGAACGUUACCACGCAGCCGAGUGUAGACUCCACGACUAUACCUCCAACGACCGAGAUAUCGAACGCGAUAUUAGAUAUUAGAUUCGACGCGAACAAUACCCUGCAGAGUCUGUCGCAGUUGAACGAAACGGGAACAGCUGAACCGGCAACCACCGAUGAAACCACUACCCAGAGCGCAGUAGGCUCAGUCCCUACUACGACACCUGCGACCACGAAUGACCCGUCCAGCUCAAUGGUAUCUACCCAAGAAGCCAACACGCUGGACGAAUCGAGUCCAGUUACAACCACCACACCAGUAACACCACAAGACUCUCAAACAGUUCCGAACACAGAAUCGACCACCGUAGGCGACCCCAACAGUUCCUCCAGCCCUCCGUUAGACGUUGAUGCGACCACUGCGUCGACGGUUACCACCACGAACGAUACUUUACUGACAGAAUUAAUGUCCAUCGCCAAGACCCUCUUUUCGGAAGAGAUGAACGACACCGAAACAUCGGUACCUGUUCAAACGACGACCGAUGUUUCUGGCGUGUCAGGCACGAUUCAAGCCACGGAAUCGUCGUCGAUUUCGCCGGAUGUCACGACAGAAACCGUAGAAGCAACUCCGACCACUGUAACUAUGUCUGACGUUACCACAUUUUCGGUCGAUCCCUCGCAGAACGAGGUGGACUCCACAGACCCCACCGUGACCGUUUCGUCUACGGAGAGUUCGACAGACACGCCCAGUACAACUCUAGUGAAUAACAUGCUCGACAACCUGGUGGAUGUCGCGCGAACGAACGACACCGCAACGUUAGGAACACCCCUCGCCGAGAACGUAGAGUCGACCACCCCCUCGUUAACGACCGAAAACGAACAAACGACCCUCUCGAUUAACGUAUUGUCCAGGCUCGAAAGUGGCCCGGACACCACGACUCAGUUGUCGACAACCACACAAAACACGGAAACGACAGUCGCAUCCACCGCCAUUAAUUUUGAACUAACCACUAACACGUUCGAUUUGAUAUCGACCGACUCGACGACGACGACGACGGGGCCGCAAGCGGCUCCCGAACUUACAGAAACCACCACACCAUUAACCGAUCUCACGACCGUAACACCAGAGCUUUCGCCAAACACUAGCACUAAUCAACCCGAAGUAACCACGAUUCCUGAAACAACUCAGUCCACUGUAAAUACGAUGAGCACGCCGUUGCCCGAAAUGAUAGUCGAGCAAACCACGGUGGUGUCCACUACAGAGUCGAUCCAAAGCGUAACAACCGACGUGACAACCACGUCGCCGAUCACGAGCACUCCGCGAUUGGACGUUAACCCGAUGGACGACGCUGAGGUCACCACCAGCCAGACCCCGCUAACGUCCAGCCUAGAGUCCAUUGUGGAAACCACUACUAAUACGCCCAGCGAAACAACAAACCUCCCCCAAACAACCCCGACCCUCGAGAACGAAACUCCAACUGUUGUUGCCCGUUUCCAGGAUACGACAUCAGCAACCGCCCAAGGGACGGCAGGUUCAGGAAUCGGCCAAACGACCGAGAACACCACUCCCAUGACCAUGAUACCUUCCACACCUUCUCCCAUGCAAUCCACCACCCAGUCUCUCGUUUCAACCACUUCAUCUUCGGUCGAGACUACGACUACGACGCCGACGAUGACUACGACGACGCAGACAACGACGAAAAUCGGACGCGUUCCCGAGCUCGCAACGACACAGUCGAGCAUGGGUGUCGUCACCGUCACGCCGAUGCCCGACACGACGGUUCCUACGACGGUCACGGGUGCCGUAGAGGACAAUCUCGUUUCCACCGAAGCUGGGACAACGAUGCAACCUAUGGGACCCAUGAACGCAACGAUGAUGACCAUGAACGCAACCGCCGCGAACACAACCGCCGAAACGACGACCCCGUCGAUGCAAACCACUCCUGCGACUUCGACGAUGGCUCCGUCUUCUCAGGCUCCCACGACGGCGUACAUGGGUCGAUUCGGGGGCUCCAGGUUGACGCCUGCCCCCAGGUUCAGCCUCAGCUCCACCACCAGAGCUCCUCUGCGGGACUAUCUGGUCUACGGGAUAUAUCCUAACAAAACGAUCGUUAGGAAACGACCGGAGGACAACCUGAUCGACGCUAGGAACGUGGACAGCCCGUACGUGAUAUUCGGUAUCUUCCCGGAUGGCAGGCUGGUCCGGAAAUUCCCGAACGGAACGAUAAUACCGGACCCACCUAGGAGCCCCGUCGAGGUUGUGUUCUCACUUAGCACUACCACUACCACUAACAGGCCACCACCCAGACCGUAUUAUAACCAGGCUAACCAAGGCGUUUACAAUCAGUAUCAAGGCCCGGUGUACAGUAAUAUUCGUAGACCUGAGCCGAUGAGAAUCGUCCAAAGUCCCGGCACCGUUGACCUCGGCCUUACUGGUAACGCGAUCGUCGGCCCCAAUGGAGGUGGACCCGGUUUCACGGGGCCACUUGGUACCCCUGCUAGCCUCCCGAGCACCAACGAAAUGAGCAAUGCCCUGGUAAAUACGCAAAUGGGGACAGCAUCGGUGACGCCGACAGUAAGUACCGGUCGACCGCCGACCGUUUCGCAGGGCGGUCGUAUCGUACAGGAUCGAGAGAGGGACGAGGCCACCAGGACGAAAGAGGUCGGAGGUCAACGCAGCUCCGUGUACAUCGGACAGGACAAGUUCGUCAAUUAUUGGACCGAUGGGGCCUCCACCACCAACCCGCGUGUCCUCGGUGUCAAAAUAAACUCGGUGGCUACCGGAUCAAAUUUGGGACCGUCGCCAUCCGUGCCGUCUUUCGCAAAUCUUUUGAACAAUGAACCAGGAGGUCAAGUUACAGCUCCACCAGGAUUCCCAUGGAGGGAUCCAUUGGAUCAAAUUUUCGGUAUUACUACCUCCUCGCCGAUAAUAACAGCUUCAGUUGCAUCGAACUCGCUGGAUGAUUCUUCGGAAUCGAGCAAUCCGACUGCAGCAAGGCCGGUGAACCCAUUCGUGGAAAUUUUCACUCCACUUUCGAACGCGAUUGGUAUGCCAAGGGGAAAUGGCGUGCUUAGUGUCACAGGAGCUGUUCCUAGUACGACGAUGCAAACUACUCCUAUUACUACUACUAUGGCACCAACACCACCAGCUGCACCAUCAACACCACCAGCAACACCACCACCACCUCCAUCAACACCACCAACUACUACCGCAGCUCCAACUACAACUACACCACCUACAACUACACCACAGCCUACAACUCCUCAAACUAAUGCUGCAUCGCAAGCACCUCAGUCAACUCCUGGAUCCACAGGACCUCCUUCGACAACACCGACUAAUUUGCCUGCAAACUUGUUGAAUAAUAUGCAACAGCAGAACGCAUUUGGAACGUCGUUUAAUGACCUGGUGUUCCUGAAUUCGUUGUUGCAGGAUAAUUCUCGAGGAUCUAAAACAAAGACGCUGACCCAAGUCGAGCAGCUGUUAGCCAACAAGAUUUUGUCCCUGGCACUGAACGGCCCCGACCCAGGCCCAACCCGCGCCCCAAAGGCCAUCAGCUUCGAGAACGCCUCUCCGAAUUCCGUCUACCAGUCUCCAAAGUCCUACGAGCCGAUAGUGAUCGAUUUAUCCCCAUCAUCGACCGCCACGUCGCCAACGUGGAAACCGACCCAGCAAACUAGUCAGAAAGCGCCCAUUAGUUCAACGACGGAACAAGUCACUCAGACCUCGAUUUCGACCACGACCGCGAAGAGAGACAUCAUCACGAGCGCUCCUUCGACGACUGACAAAACCACCCUAAUAAGCACCACAAAAGUCCCAGUCUCCCCUAAAACAGUGACUCGGCCCAGAACCACCACUGAGGCUCCCGUGGGUUUAGCGGGACUCUUGUGGCAAACUCUUCUGGGCGGAGGACUUUUUGGGCCAUCGACUACUGAGAGACCUUUGAGGACUAAGCAGGUGAAGACUGUUACGAAGUCUGUGAACAUCACUCCGAAGCCGAUACCAACUACGCAAAGACCGACGACGACUAGUACCACUACCACAACUACCACCACGACUACCACAGCUCGUACUACAACAGUCAACACGAUUGAUAUCUCGAAGAUUCAUGUGAGCACUCCGAAUUCGAUCGGAGUAGAAAAGAAGGCUGCUACGCCGGUUCCACUGUUGUCGACGACGAAGAAGUCGUUGCUGAAUAAUCCGAACCCCAGGUUGUCUGUUCCUACUUCCACUUUCUCUCCUGAAGAGGAGACCAGGUUCUUGCUGUCGAUACUGAGAGCCGCUCAACAGGAUGAGAAAGCUGGCGGUUCGAAAAAUUCUCUGGACGAUGAAGCCUUCUUGAGAGCAAUUUUAAGCGGACAGGCUUCCCCGACAAGUACUCCUCCUCCGCAAACGGAAAUCAGCAACGCUGCUCUGUUGGCAGCGUUGUUGAAGGCUCAAGGCAUCGAACCCGAAACGCCUGCUACUAACAUCAGGGAGCAAUUGCAGUUGGCUAGCCUCGGCCAGAGCGUCACCUCUGCUCCGAGCUUAUCCCCGGCUAGCAGCGGGUCUACGACAAUUACAACAAGGCCGACUUCGACUGCGACUCGAGCCACGGAUACGACGAAAAACACGGUGACACCGAGACCAACCUCAAGACCAAGGGUACGCACAACAACGUGGUCGCCGAGCUCCACGUAUCCACCUCCUCUCUUCAGCUCCUUCUCCAAUUACGCUACACCGGGACAGUCGGCUGCCGCUGGCAAUUCGGAUAAUGGCGCGAUAUUUGGUGCUACCAGGGCGUUCAGUCAAUUCCUCGGUGCUGCAUUAAGCGGAGCGGCACAACAGUUGCAGUCGUUAGUGAGAAAUGGUACUAGGAUCGUGUCCGAAGUAGUGGGAUAAAAUUAGCAAGAAAAUAAUAAAAAUUUUUCGCGUAAUCCAUAGAAUAAGAGAAGCGAUUCGCGAGCAUGAAAAUCUGGAAUGAACAAGCUGGUGGUAGCGAUGCUUCGAAAUAAGUAUUCUUUUAGAUAUUCAUUAAAAGUCAAUCUGUUUGCUCGAUGUUGAAGAGAAACUUCUCGAAAUUUCCUCCUCCUUUUUUUAUGUAUAGAUCGUAGCGUUACGCGCAGAUAGUUGUUGGGUGAUUAUGUAUUUUAUUUUUAUUGUACGUAGCUGAUAACGGGACGUGACGUGACUCGAUCGUUCAUUCUUAAAACAUGAAGAACGUAUUUUAUAAUAAUUCAUUUUCAACUUUUCCGAAAUAUAAUUUAGUAACUUUUAAUUUUCAAGUUUGUUACAUUUUGAGGAAGAGAGAUGUAAAAGUAUUAACAGUUGAAAAUUUAGAAAUAUUGUAAUUUUAAUUUUCUAUAUUGUUUACUUAUAAGUUUUUAUGAAUGUAAUUCAGAGCUUCAGAACUUUAUAAAUUUAUAAAUUGAGAAAUGUAAUAAUUUAGUGAGUGAUUUAGUUUUAAUUGAGUGAUUUAAUCUUCAUGUUUUAAGAGUUGAGCGAUGCCCGUCGACAGCGAUGACGAAACAAUUCGGAAAGUGUGGAGUUUCGUUCCGAUUCGCGACAGGAGUAACGACUGGACGCCUUGCAAACGUUUCUGGGGUAGGAGCGACCGAUGGCUCGUACCACUUUGAAACAUUUGUAACGUUGGUCGCAAUUAAGGUAAUUAAUCGAGGGCGAUGCGGCUCGUCACGACUCUCUGGACAGUGACGAUCCGCGGUGUCUUCGCGUGAAAGAGGGCGUUCCGACUUCUGAUGCCCACCCACAAAGAUCGAUUUAAGGGUCCAGUAUCGUGGACCUCUUCCGGGAAAAUCGAAAAGCCGACUUCAUUUCUUCUGCGAUAAAAGCAAUUUAACUAAUGUAUGAUUAUCAAGCGAAACACCUCGUACUGUCAUUCUCAAAAUAUUC